CGGGGUUAAGGACCCACGCAGGCGGGGAGCGGUAUAAACACGCCAGCAGCGCUCCCAUGGAAGUAACUUUGGCCGAUUCGGGCUAAGUUAACAUGUGUUUUUCUCUCAUAUCAUGCUCCCCGCGUUCACUCGUCGCUUUCUGGUGAUGUGAGGUGACGCUGCUACUAAAAUGUGGGACUUUUCUAUUCAACGCGCUAAAGAAGGUGGAGCAGCGUUGGGAGCGAAGUAACGGUGCGGACGUUAGCUGCGCGCUAGCUUGCCAGCAAUAGCAAGAGUUCUGAAGUUCGGACGGACUCCGUCAUGGAGGACGCGCCGUUUUCUAAAUACUCCUGGGUGGACUUCGCCUUCUCCGUGAUGGGAGUGUGCACGUUCCUCAUAGACUGGGGCUCGGACGUGUGGGUCGCCACGGAGUUUUACCGCCGCGGCGACAUCUUCUGGUUCGGGGUUCUGGUCGCCCUCAUGCUCCUGUCCUCGGUCGUGGUCCAGAUGUUCAGCUGGUUCUGGCUCAAGUACGACCGCCGGCUGCCGGAGUUCAGCGCGGAGAGCGGGGCCGGAACCGUGCUGUUCGGGGACAGAGUGAAGAUCUCCUGCCUGUUGCAUCUGCUGCAGCUCGGGUUCCUCUUUCGGCACAUCUCGGCCAUCCGCCAAGGCUUCAGGGUGUGGUGGCUGAAGCAGGAAGGGUCCGAGUACGCCGUGUACCUGACGCACGACCUCAGCAUGCUCAGGCUCAUCGAGACGUUCUGCGAGAGCGCGCCGCAGCUCACCCUCAUGAUCUACGUCAUGCUGAGCGCCAACAAGGCCCGGACCUUCCAGUUCGUGAGCAUCGCGGCGUCGUUGACCUCCAUCGCGUGGAUGGUGGUGGACUACCACCGCUCCCUGCGCUCCUUCCUGCCAGACAAAGCCAAGCAGAGCUGGGGUUCCUCCUUCAUGUACUUCCUGUGGAACCUGCUGCUGAUCGCGCCCCGCGUGGCCGCCCUCGCCCUGUUCGCCUCCGUGCUGCGCGGGUGCAUCGCUGCCCACUUCGCGCUGCUGUGGGUUGUCUUCGUCUUGUGGGCGUGGCGGCAGAGGACCGACUUCAUGGACAGCAUGGAUGGAGAGUGGCUCUACCGGGCCACCGUGGGGCUCAUUUGGUACUUCAGCUGGUUUAAUGUGGCAGAGGGUCGGACCCGGGCGAGGAGUCUCAUCUACCACGUGUUCAUCACUUCAGAUGGAGUGAUCCUGCUGCUAACAUGGUGGCUGUACAGAGACCCCCUCCAGACGGAGUCAUAUGACCUCGCCCUCAUCAUCUCGCUACCUCUCACGUACCUCCUGGGGCUGCUCCUCAAAGCACUCUAUUACAGCUGCUUCCAUCCCAAACUGUGGAGACCUCCAGCACCGGACACAAAACCGGGGGAUGAUCAUCCUGAUGCACAAGUGCCCUUUAGAGACUUUUCCAUCCAGGACAGGACCCUGUCCUCUCAGCUCCUUAACAGGCGGAUGGCCUGCCAUGCUGCUCAUUUCUACUCAGGGCAAGGAAACAAGCAAAGCACAAAAACAGAGUCAUCGUAUCUCGAACAAUGUUAAAGGUGCAGUCACUGUAUGUCUGACAGUGUUUUAAUAGUAGUACAUUCUUAGUACCAGGUCCAGUCUCAGGAAUGUUCAGCGCUUGACUUUAUUGCAUCUUAACAACGGUUAGAACCAGUGACGUAGAGAACUCUUUGUUAUAGACGACAUAGAAGUCCCACAUUGUUGGAAGAGUAAGUAGGAAGAGUUGGGGACUUUCCUGUUCUCUCUUUAUUUUCCUUGAGCUUAAAGCUUGACAGAAAACUGCCACGUGGCCAUUUCCUCUCAUAAACUUAGUAACACUUAAACAGUGUCCUUCACAUUAGUCCCUCAUACUGUACUUUGAUAUAGUAGUAAAUUUCAUAAACAUCUGCUAAACAUCUGUGUUUUAUUUUUAAUACUGCAGCCAAGCACAGGCCUAAUGAAUCCAGGUACUUCAUCACAAUGAUCCACUGCUGUAAACCUUUCAGUUUCUUCAUGAAGUAGUUUAGUAAUAACUUAACAGCCAGUUUUAUUUUUUAUGCAUUUUAUUGUAUUUCAUAACUUCAACCGAGGGUAGCAUGAUAAGCUAGCAAAUAUAUGUGGGUAAAUGUUACGUUUCAAUUUUCACACAGUACAAGAAAUCACAAAUGACAUUAAUACUUUGUUUGGUGUUCUGUAUUUUAAAAAUGCAAACUUUACCAGCACAAAGACAACUGCCAAAUCAAACACUGAGGAAUAAUAUUUGAAAUAUUAAUAUGUAUGAAAAGGGGUGACAUCUGGACAGUCACAUGAAGAUUAAAGUAAGGUUGGACUUCGCAGGGUUUUGGAUGAAGCCAGACGUGUCUGAGCCGUCUUCAGGGUCAUGUUGCAGCUGGAACUUUAAUGAAACAUAUUGAAUGUAGAUUUAGUAAUAAGUUUUGGUAUUUAUAUGACUUCCAUGGGUUGCAGUUUUUAUAUUUGUAAAGCUAGUUCUGUUCGAGUGUUGAUUAUGAACGAUGGUAAUAUUCCUUUGAAUGUCAAAUUGAAGCAUGUGACUCUGACGCUUUUCUGUGUAAGAAGUUUUACUGGUUUGGUGAAAAAUGCUGUUUUACUUUUUGACUCAGACUGUUGUAUUUAACCCUAUUUAAGUUGGGAUUUGUUCUCUGUUUUUCCCACAUGUCAUUGAAUGCUCAUACAAGGAGUUGCAAAUCCAAACAAGUGGAGGUGCCUUCUGCCUGUGACUCCUUUACCUCAUUCGCUCUGAGCAAUCAUUAAAGUGGGAGCAAUGCUUCA
Messenger RNA from Betta splendens (Siamese fighting fish), 2796 nucleotides. RefSeq names its product XK related 8, tandem duplicate 3 (gene xkr8.3). The transcript is spliced from 3 exons. Lineage: Eukaryota; Metazoa; Chordata; Actinopteri; Anabantiformes; Osphronemidae. The record is from RefSeq and is a predicted model, not a curated record. Gene Ontology annotation, cellular component: plasma membrane. Gene Ontology annotation, biological process: phosphatidylserine exposure on apoptotic cell surface; apoptotic process involved in development; engulfment of apoptotic cell. The coding region runs from base 301 to 1563 and encodes 420 amino acids.